This is a messenger RNA of Lodderomyces margitis, 1041 nucleotides long. RefSeq lists its product as uncharacterized. Gene Ontology annotation, molecular function: protein binding. Lineage: Eukaryota; Fungi; Ascomycota; Pichiomycetes; Serinales; Debaryomycetaceae. The record is from RefSeq and is a predicted model, not a curated record. The transcript has a single exon. Bases 1 to 1041 code for a protein of 346 amino acids.
AUGAGAGUGCUUGCCCUACGUUCGCAUAAAUCACCAAUUACAUGUAUAGUACCACUAUCAGAUGACUAUGUGCUUACAUCUGACCAAUCGGGUGUGGUUAUAAAGUGGAGUUUGCCAAUCAAACGACCGGUGCUCACGUGGACUGCUCAUACUGAUUCGAUUUUGACUCUAUUGAAAUGGCAUCGAUAUAUAAUCACCCAUUCACGAGACUCGACUAUUAAGAUUUGGCUUGAAGAUAAGCUACAGUAUGAGUUCCCUGUCAAUGCAUUGAAUUUCUCCAACUUGGUUCUUUUCCAAGAUCGUUAUUUGGUCACACCAGCCACAACUGACUCAAACAAUAUUGACAUUUACCGACUCAAUGAUGAACCUAUAAGUAUCACGCGUGAAGUUGCCAACUUUUCGAGUUAUAAUUUAGUGCACAAGUUGAAAUUGGAUGAUAUACAAGGGAGAAACGAUUUUGGUAUCGUCAUGAAGAUGCUUAUAAUUGGACAAGUGCUAUACAUUGGUUACGAAUCAGGGGACAUCAUAGGACUCACAAUAACUUUACCUCAACCGUCCAUCACGCAAAGCUCAACAACAACACUGAUUAUCAAUAAAGACGUGAAGCUUUGUCUCCAAUAUCACAAUUCAUCGCAUGCGCCUAACCCAAUCAUCUCACUAGCCGCCUUGGACAAUACUCUAGUGUCUGGAUCAACAGGCAAAAAGGUGAUAAUUCACACCGACCCAGUCAAAAUUUGCAAAUUGAAUGAAUCGGGAAUUCAAGCUAUAGUUCCAUACGAUGACAAUCUCAUUGUUGGGUUCUGGAAUGGCGUAAUUGAACUGCCGACUCGAUCUAUACAGACUAUACAACGCAGCUUACCUCAUAUUGACGCAGAAGAUAUGAAAACUACGGUAAAGUUAACAUGUAUGUGCAUGUUGUCCAAAUCCGAGUCAAAGGCUGCUGUCGAGAGGUACUCUAAACUAAUAAAGCAAAAGAAGUAUGGAGACUUGUUGUUGGUGGGUUAUGAAGAUGGAACAAUUGUGGGAUACACAUUCAGCUAG